Messenger RNA from Laccaria bicolor S238N-H82, 1068 nucleotides. RefSeq lists its product as uncharacterized. The transcript is spliced from 7 exons. Gene Ontology annotation, cellular component: cytosol. The coding region runs from base 18 to 992 and encodes 324 amino acids. The record is from RefSeq and is a predicted model, not a curated record. Lineage: Eukaryota; Fungi; Basidiomycota; Agaricomycetes; Agaricales; Hydnangiaceae. Gene Ontology annotation, molecular function: aldose reductase (NADPH) activity.
CUUCGUUACCUAUAACAAUGUCUUUUAGCAAAAUCCUCACUCUCAACACUGGCGAGAAAAUUCCCCAGAUUGGUCUCGGGACAUGGUUGUCCAAGCCGAAGGAGGUUGAGAACGCCGUUGAAAUCGCCGUCCGCAACAACUACCGCCACCUCGAUCUCGCACGGGUGUACGAGAACCAAGACGAGGUCGGCGCUGCUCUCAAGAAAGUCAUCCCCUCUGUUGUGAAGCGGGAGGAGCUCUUCAUCACUUCCAAGCUCUGGAACAACUCACACAAGCCCGAGGAAGUUGAGAAGGCGCUUGAUGAGACUCUGCGACAGAUUGGAACUGACUACCUUGACCUGUACCUUAUCCAUUGGCCAAUUUCGUUCCCUCCUGGCAAUGGCUUGUUCCCUCCUCAUCCGACCAUCGAGGGUGAAGUUGCCAUUGAUACGGAGACUAGCCUCGUCGACACCUGGAAAGCCAUGCUUGCUCUCCCCAAGUCAAAGGUCAGGUCGGUUGGUGUUUCCAACUUCACUAUCGCCCAGAUAGAGGGCAUCAUCGCGGCGACGAGUGUUGUCCCUGCUGUUAACCAAAUUGAAGCUCACCCUCUCCUCCCUCAAGAUGACCUCGUCAAAUACUGCAAAGAGAAGGGCAUUCACAUCACCGCAUACAGCCCCCUCGGAAACAACUUGGUUGGCAAGCCCAAGCUCACAGAGCACCCCGUUGUUGAGGAGAUCGCGAAGAAGCUGGGAGCCACCACGGCGCAAGUACUUGUCGCCUGGGGCGUUUACCGUGGCUACUCUGUAAUCCCCAAGAGCGUUCAGCUAGAGCGCAUCCAGUCCAACUUCAAGCAAGUCGAGCUCUCACAGGCUGAUUACGAGAAGAUCUACUCCAUCGGCACAAACAACUACACUCGCUUCAACAUCCCGAGAACCUACAAGCCCAAGUGGGAUGUGAACAUCUUUGAUGAGCCCGAGGAGAAGGGUGCUGCGGUUAACGUCAAGAUUCAGUAGACUUGUGUUUUCUGAAGGACUCUAAAAUCUGUAGCUGUACGUACUUGGGCCCGUUUAUUCAAGAAGUUCAACUUGG